Molecule: messenger RNA, 447 nt
Organism: Camellia sinensis
Lineage: Eukaryota; Viridiplantae; Streptophyta; Magnoliopsida; Ericales; Theaceae
Source: RefSeq, a predicted model, not a curated record
AUGAUUCAAAAUGAGUCAGAAGUGGCCAAGCCAAUGGAAACUGACGAAGAAGGUGAUGAGGUGACCAUUAACCUCUCAUAUCCCUUCAACUACCCCACAAUAUAUAUGACCCAGUACGUUAAGCCCUUGUAUAUCAGAGCUUACUUCGAUGGAAUAGAGAUGAACAGGGUGUUAGUGGACAAUGGCGCAACAGUAAACCUACUUCCGAAGUCCUCUUUGAAGAAGCUUAGAAAGAGAAAUCCUAGGUUGAUCCCCACCAGGACAACCAUUGCUGGUUUUGCUGGGGACAAGCAAAUGGCUCAGGGUAUUUUACCCAUCAACCUAAGUGUGGGAACCAAAGAUUGCAUGACAACACUCUUUGUUAUAGACAGUAAUGUCAAGAUAAAUGUUUUGCUUGGCAGGGACUGGAUCCACACCAACAAGUGUGUGCCUUCCUCUUUACAUUAG